Molecule: messenger RNA, 1071 nt
Organism: Paramecium tetraurelia
Lineage: Eukaryota; Ciliophora; Oligohymenophorea; Peniculida; Parameciidae
Exons: 5
Source: RefSeq, a predicted model, not a curated record
AUGUUUACAACAAGAUUGGCCUAUAGAUUUGCCAAAUCAGUUCCCGUCGUCGAUGUUACUUCAUUCCUUGCCAAGAAGGGUGACUCAUCGGCUCAGUGUGCCUAAGUAGCUGAGGCUCUGCACAACUACGGUGCUGUUUGCAUCAAGGAUCCCAGAGUAAACGAUCGCCAUAAUGUUGACUUCCUAGACAUGAUGGAGAAGUAUUUUGCGAGCAGAGCUGCCAAAUUCUAUAAUGACGAGAAGGUUGAAGAUAUCUUUCCAAAUUAUUCAUAUCAAGUGGGAGCAACACCGGAGUUUGUGGAGAAAGCCCGCACACACUCGAAUGUGAUUAGACAAUACACCAAAGAGAAUGAAGCAUACACUCCUCAGCCAGCUCCUUAUGAUGCCAAAUGGAGGUUCUUUUGGCCCAUUGAUGAUGCUGGCAAACGAACCAAGGACGAAGAUUUUAAACCUCCAAGAUUCAGACCGAAGGAUGUUCCUCAGUUUGGAGAGAGAAUGGAAUAGUGGGGGAAGAUGAUGAUUAAUGGAUGUUUAACUGUUGCUGAAAUGGCUGCCAUCGGCAUGAGUAUACCGGCUGAUACAUUUACCACCAGGAUGCAGGGAGGUCCUCAUCUUCUGGCUCCGACUGGAUCAGAUAUGGAGAGACACAAACUGGGGACUGUCUUCGCAGGCUUUCAUUAUGAUCUCAAUUUCUUGACUAUUCAUGGCAAGAGUCGUUAUCCAGGAUUGUAUGUGUGGUUGAGGAACGGGGAGAGAAUUUCCGUUGCUGUUCCUGAGGGACAUCUCUUGUUAUAAGCGGGAGCUCAAUUUGAUUUACUGACUGGAGGCUAUGUCACUUGUGGUUAUCAUGAAGUCAUUUAUACGGAGGAUGCUAAAAAGAGAUUCGAGGAGAAUAAGAAGGCAGGAAAGAGUACUUGGAGAGUGUCCUCAACUUUGUUCUCUCACAUUAACUCUGAAGUCACUCUCCAACCUCUGGACAAGUUUGCUAAGCAGGGAUUGCCUGAUAAGUACAAGCCCAUCAAGGCAUUCGACCAAGUCUAACAAGAGUUGGAGGCCAUCAAAUUAAAGUGA